AUGGCCAUCAACUAUCUCAUCUUGCUGUCCCGGCAGGGCAAAGUGAGGCUUGCGAAAUGGUUUACCACGCUGUCGCCCAAAGACAAGGCCAAAAUCAUUAAGGAUGUCUCUCAACUUGUUCUCUCCCGGCGUACUCGAAUGUGCAAUUUUCUCGAAUACAAGGACACCAAGGUUGUCUACCGUCGUUAUGCAUCUCUCUUCUUCAUCGCCGGUUGUGCCUCCACAGACAAUGAACUGAUCACCCUCGAGAUCGUUCACCGAUACGUUGAACAAAUGGACAAGUACUACGGCAAUGUGUGCGAGUUGGACAUUAUCUUCAACUUUCAGAAGGCAUACUUCAUUCUGGAUGAACUCCUCCUUGCCGGUGAAAUGCAAGAGAGCAGUAAGAAAAAUGUGUUGAGAUGCAUAAGCCAACAAGACAGCCUCGAGGACAUGGAGCUUCGCCUAGCCAUGGAUCACCUUGCUUCGCCGGUCUGCGGUAUCCGUCAACUUGACUGCGACAUGCUUUCGUUCCUCAAUUUUCUACUUGCGAAAGUGAAACUGACCGCGAGAUUUACUCGCAUUCAGGUUGAAGAAGACGUCACCAAGAUCAUGUAG
Messenger RNA from Capronia coronata CBS 617.96, 597 nucleotides. RefSeq lists its product as uncharacterized. Gene Ontology annotation, molecular function: clathrin-cargo adaptor activity. Gene Ontology annotation, biological process: vesicle-mediated transport; protein transport. NCBI's taxonomy places the organism in Eukaryota, Fungi, Ascomycota, Eurotiomycetes, Chaetothyriales, Herpotrichiellaceae. The record is from RefSeq and is a predicted model, not a curated record. Gene Ontology annotation, cellular component: intracellular membrane-bounded organelle; AP-1 adaptor complex. The transcript has 6 exons. The coding region runs from base 1 to 597 and encodes 198 amino acids.